Messenger RNA from Klebsormidium nitens, 2113 nucleotides. Lineage: Eukaryota; Viridiplantae; Streptophyta; Klebsormidiophyceae; Klebsormidiales; Klebsormidiaceae. The record is from the annotation of a GenBank genome assembly.
GAAAGGAAAAGCCAGCACUGGCAGAACUUGAAGACGCGUGCAUUCAUGAGUGGAUGGAUCCGUGAUGGCCUGUGCAGAGGCUGCCCGCAUCUGUAGCCGUGUUCCAGGAAAAGCCUUGUGCAGGAGUCCAUCGCAGGGGCUCCGCUAUUUUCCGUUUACGUGGUCAGGAGUGCCGCGGCGGUUGAGCGGAGGGUCGUCCUGGUCAUUUGUAGGUUUGAAGGGUAGUUGCAUAGCAGAGCGGACACAGCCGCAUAUGCUUGUGCUGUCCAAGAGUGCUUUCUCAGGAACUGUUGAAUUGAGCUUUUCGAGCAGCUUUCCCAACAUCAGAGUGCCAAUGGCCAAGACGUGCCCUCCAACUUGUGCAUCGAGCGUAGAGAGGCAGUUUCAGCCCUCCUCUUCUGCCUCUGAUGCUUUUGCAACCAUUACCAAAGAAAUGUCAGGGAUGUCCAUUCUGGACAACAUAGAGAAACAGCCGGUCUCACAAACUGCAUCUUCAAGUACCAAUGGCAGUGGAUGUCCAGAUCUUGAAGAAGCCGCUACCAGUGCGAGUUGCUCCAACCAAUGGCAGGUCCCAGAACCAAACCCUAAUUUGUACACGGGGCCAUAUAGGGGCAUAGGCACGGCCGAGGAUUAUGGGUCUGGUCAGCUGCCUCCUCCAAAGUUCAGCAUUGCGCCCAUGAUGGAAUAUACAGACAACCACUACAGGUAUUUUGCGCGGCUUUUAACCAGGCGCACAUGGCUCUGGACGGAGAUGGUUGUGGACAGUACCAUCAACCACAAAGUGGGUGCAGAAGCGGACCGGUGGUUGGAGUUCAACGUGUGUCAGAAGCCCGUGGUUCUGCAGCUGGGGGGGAGCAAGCCGGAGACUCUUGCCGCUGCGUCAAAAGUGGCAAGGCAAUACGGGUAUACAGAGCUUAAUCUGAACACCGGGUGCCCUUCGGAAAGGGUCGCCGGUGCCGGCUGUUUCGGGGCGCAGCUCAUGCAAGACCCCCAUCGUGUGGCCGCAUGCACGUCCGCAAUGGCCGAGGCCAGCGGCUUGCCCGUCACCGUCAAGUGCCGGAUUGGCGUUGACGAUUUCGACACCUACGACUGGCUCUGCCACUUCAUCCGCGUCGUCUCUGAGAACUCCCCCGUCCGUCACUUCAUCAUUCACGCCAGGAAAGCGUUCCUCAAGGGCCUUAGCCCCGCCCAGAACCGCACAAUUCCCCCUCUGAGGCGAGAGUACGCGCUGGCGCUUGCUCGCGACUUCCCGCACCUCAGGUUCACGGUCAACGGUGUAUUCAAGGGGUGUCAUGACGCAGCCGCCACUUAUGCGGAAGCACGGGAGCUGGGGUUUAGCAACAUAGAGGGGAUUAUGGUGGGCAGGGCUGCGGUGGACAAGCCGUGGACAGCGCUGGCGGAUGCAGACAGGGCACUGUUCGGAGUGGAGAACCCGUGCAGGAGCAGGCGGCAUUUGAUUGAGCAGUACCUCGAGUAUGCGAAGUCCGCUGUGGGGAGGGACAAACCUGGCCUGCCCUCCGCUCGGCAGCUGAUGAAGCCCUUACUCAAUCUCUUUCACGGAGAAAGAAACUGCUCGCUGUGGAAGAAGAGCGUCGAUGCUGCUCUUCGAGAACACAAAACUUUGGAGGCCGUUUUGGCACAGUCCCUUCCCGUUCUUCCUGAGGAGGUUCUGGAUUCUCCUCCUCCGGUGUUGGCUCCAAGCCAGUCGCCCCUCUUGUUGCAAGCUCCUCUGCCGCAGUGUGAGGAGCCGCAACCGAAUCUGGGUCUUGGGUUGGAUGUGCGAUUAGGGGAAAGGGCACAUGAGCUGGCAUCGGAAGCGGACAAGCUGGUGGCUGGAGCUGCAUAGCGUCUCAUGCUGAGGAACGGAUCGACAUUCGAGUGAUGCCAUUGAAAGCUGCAAGCGAGAAUUGCGCUAAAAGAGACCAAGCCAUGCGAGGUGAUUGCUGUUCGUGGAUGUUCUGCACAGAGGGUCUUUGCAGAUUGCGCACCUCAGUGCAUGCAAAAUGAAUAAGUGAUUGGAAAGCAUAUUGACUAUCAAAUCCGGACCUCAAUCAGAAAAUGGACUGCGGUCAAGAGACCAGGAGACGACACGACCAGAUUCAAACCCCUUUGC